AUGGUGAACGAGACCGGCUUGCUGUUUCCCACGUUACUCUUUUUUAGUAACAGCUUUGGUGGGUUCGUUCACAACGAUACGCCGGAAGUGCGUGCAGAUCCGGAUAAUGUCGUGUGCUAUGGCAUCUUCGACUGCUUUCCCAUAACGCCCCCGUGGACCAGUGUCCGGCGUCCGAUCGCCCUGUAUCCGGAGGAACCGUCGAAAAUCGAUGUACGGUUUGCCGUGUUCAACGGUGGGAACCGGACGUAUCCCAAGUUCCUAAACAUCGAUGACCCGGACACGGCGCAUACGACCGGCAUCAACCCAGAUGGGACGAUAUACUUCGUUACCCACGGUUUUCUGGAGUCUGGCAAAACGAAAUGGAUUCAGCGAUUGUUAAACCUCCUGCUGGAUAAGGAUCCGCGCUCUACCGUCAUCGUUAUCGACUGGGGAAAGGGCUCAAAUCCGCCGUAUAAUCAAGCGUGUGCCAACAUUCGACUGGUGGGAGCAAUAACUGCACAUAUUAUUCAUAUGAUACACGAAGAGCUUGGCAUGAAGAAUCUGGACAAGGUGCACAUGAUAGGACAUUCGCUUGGAGCGCAUCUCUCCGGCUAUACUGGCAACACGCUGCAAACAAACUUUGGUUUACGCCUCGGGCGAAUAACGGGGCUCGAUCCGGCAGAACUUGCCUUCACCGAGACGGACGAGUUGGUGCGUCUGGACCCCAGCGAUGCAAAGUUCGUCGAUGUUAUCCACAGCGAUGCCACACCGUUCGUGCCGAAGAUUGGGCUGGGUUUGUACGAGCCGAUCGGCCACGUGGACUUCUACCCGAACGGCGGCUUCAACCAGCCCGGCUGCCGACGCGAUUUCUGGAAGCAGCCAAACACGCGGUUCGUUUCGGAGAUGUUCCAGUUCUUCAGCUGCAGCCACUCGCGCGCCUAUCUCUACUUCAUAGAAAGUAUUACAAACCCAGUGUCGACAGUGGCAUGCAGCUCCUACGACAAGUAUAACGCUGGCGAGUGUUUCGACUGCAACAUCGCCAACCCAACGGCGGGUGCGUCAUGUAUCGAGUUUGGCUUGAGCAGCAUAGUGGGAUACAACCUGUUGGUGGGGCAAGGGAUCAUCAAUCCGCAGCAGUACCAGCCGAUUCAGCUAUUUUUCAAGACCGGACCAAGCGAGCCGUACCUGACGGAGAACUUCAAGAUAACGGUUAGAAUCUCUAACACACCGGAGAGCGUCGCUCAUGGGGCGGAGAUAGGCAAGAUAUUCCUGUACAUCCACGGGCCGGGGGGUGUAAAAUCGGAGAAGAUAUUCUUCAACGAACAGUCGAUGUUGUUCGAGCCCGGCCACAACUACUCGAGCGUUAUUGCCGGUUACAGCAGCGGCCAUCCGAAGUCGAUGACCAUUGGAUGGGAGUACGAUACAAACCUGCUGAACCCGCUGACUUGGCGCAUUCUCACGGCCCCACGGGUGUUCAUCGAGCACCUCCAGGUGCAGUCGUUGACGGAACACGUUCAGGCGAAAAUGUGCCCAACGUACAACCAACCAGUCACCACCAACGAGCUAAGCCAGGUGUCUGAGGCAAAGUGCAAGCAUAAGUUGAGGCCCAUGGUUUGA
This is a messenger RNA of Anopheles coustani, 1596 nucleotides long. Its product is annotated as pancreatic lipase-related protein 2-like. Lineage: Eukaryota; Metazoa; Arthropoda; Insecta; Diptera; Culicidae. The coding region runs from base 1 to 1596 and encodes 531 amino acids. Gene Ontology annotation, molecular function: triacylglycerol lipase activity. The transcript is spliced from 5 exons. Gene Ontology annotation, biological process: lipid metabolic process. The record is from RefSeq and is a predicted model, not a curated record.